This is a messenger RNA of Daphnia magna, 546 nucleotides long. RefSeq lists its product as uncharacterized. The record is from RefSeq and is a predicted model, not a curated record. Bases 1 to 309 code for a protein of 102 amino acids. NCBI's taxonomy places the organism in Eukaryota, Metazoa, Arthropoda, Branchiopoda, Diplostraca, Daphniidae. The transcript has 3 exons.
AUGAGUUCGUCGUUAACUUUUGUUAACUACUACAGAAAAGCAAAGCACUCUGCGCCAUCUUGUAUCGGUUUCGAUUUUCAACGAGGACACCGCAGCUCGCCGCAUAAGGCAAAAGUGCACGGGCACACUAUCUUACCAGCUCCGAAGUCUGAACAGAAUUUAACCCAACAGCAAAACUCUCCGACGAGAAUAGAUGAAGAAAGGCACAAAUUCCAAAGCGCCUUUCAGACAUCCCAUGUAAACGCCGGGAUUCUGGAAAACGGUGAGAAACAUGCAGCGAAAGAAGAAUGCAUAAUACGUCGAGCCUAAGAGGAAAACCGUUAAAUUAAUAAUCAUUAAUUAAAAGAAUAUGGAUCUACAAAUAAUGUGUACAGCGCUUCAAGUGCGUUUAUGUCAAACCAAAGAUAUCCAUCUACACAACAGUCGUGCAUAUCAAUCACAUGGAUAAAUCUGUUGACGAACAAUGGAGCGAGCAGGGUGAAAGGUGAAAGAUGAAUUGGAUGCUGCAAUAUCCAUGCUGUUUGUUUAUGCUCUCAAACCUUGGUG